UACGAUCCUGGAGGAGGAAAAGCUGCAGCAGGAAGAACGACUAAGGAUGGAGUCCAGGCGACAAGUGACCGUGUCCUGGGAUUCUGGAGGAUCCGAUGAAGCUCCUCCCAAGCCCAGCAGACCCGGUUAUCCCAGUCCAAGAUCAAGUGAAGGAUUUUAUCCCAGUCCACAGCACAUGAUACAACCCAAUCACUACCAGGUUUCAGGCUAUCCCGGUUCCCAUGGAAUUCCAUCCCUGGCAGGUAGCAUUUAUCCAGGACAAGCUUCUCUGUUGGAUCAAACAGAUUCCUGGAACCAUCGGCCUCAAGAAAUAUCCAUGUGGCAACCCAACAUGGAG
This is a messenger RNA of Protobothrops mucrosquamatus (brown spotted pit viper), 337 nucleotides long. Its product is annotated as focal adhesion kinase 1-like. The record is from RefSeq and is a predicted model, not a curated record. Lineage: Eukaryota; Metazoa; Chordata; Lepidosauria; Squamata; Viperidae. The annotation marks the transcript as partial. The transcript is spliced from 3 exons.